AUGGCCGGGAAAUCGCACGCCAUUGUCUACGGCGCCUCUGGUAUCAUCGGCUGGGCCUUGGUUGACCAACUCCUCAGCCCUUACCCUCAUGCUGGCGCCUUUUCCAAAGUCACUGCGGUCACAAACCGCCCGCUUGAUCUUUCCCAGUCCCAUUGGCCUGAAAUCAACGCGCACAGGCCUGAACUAGACCUGAUCUCGAAUAUCAAUCUUCGCCACGGCGAUGGGGCGACAUUGGCAAAUUCCUUGAAGCAGGCAAAUGCCGACAUCGAAAGUGUGACCCACGUUUACUACUUGGUUUUCUCUGCUAUCGACGAUGAUCUCGAGGAGGUCGCAGUCAAUCGACAUAUGUUUGAAAAUGUAAUCGACGCCCACAACUUGAUCAGCCCGAAUCUCAAGUUUGUCGCAUUUCCGGGUGGUACACGAGGAUAUGGCAUCUAUGCCCCUGGCGGCACUUUCACCCCUCCUUUGCAAGAGGACAUGGUCAAUGACCUACCCUCUGACUACGCAAAAACCGUCGUCUAUCCUGUAUACCGGGAGAUUCUAAGCACAGCGAGUCAAGGGAAGAAAUGGACUUGGUGUGAGGUCUGCCCGGAUGCAAUCAUUGGGUUCACGCCCAACGGCUCUCAAUUUAGCCUGGCACUGCAUUGGGCCCAAUACCUGUCCUUGUACGCCUAUAACAACGGUGUUGGGCCCGAGAGCAAGGAUUCCAACGCAGUCGCUGUCGAAGUCCCCUUCCCGGGUAACGCCACCGCUGCUAAUGCGCUGUUCAGUCCAGUCUCUAGCAAGACUCUCGCGCGUUUCAUGAUCUAUGCCUCACUGCAUCCUGAGAAAUGUGGCGGUGGACGCUUGUUCAACGUCGCUGAUCGCGAUGAGCCAUGCACGUAUGGCGAGAUCUGGCCCCAGCUAGCAAAAUGGUUUGGUCUCGUGGGUGUAGGACCUGUUGAGACCUCAUCCGCAUCAGAUAAUACUUUGAAGGUCGGCGAGCUUCCUGGCGAUACUUUGGACUUGCCGCCUGGAAGGUAUAUCACCAAGUACCGGGAUAUCUUUGCACAGUGUGGGCGUGCAAACGCUGUUAGUGGAGGUGUUGGCGCGGGGAAUCAGCAGUUGGAUAGCGUGGGCUACUGGCUGACUUUUGACCGGCAAUUGAGUCUGAAGAAGCUGAGACAGGCAGGGUUUGAUGAGGACCACAAUCCGGUCGAGGGAUGGUUGGAAAGUUUUGGGAUGUUUAGAGAAGCUGGCCUGAUCCUCUAA
Messenger RNA from Penicillium alfredii, 1251 nucleotides. Its product is annotated as SDR family oxidoreductase. The record is from RefSeq and is a predicted model, not a curated record. Lineage: Eukaryota; Fungi; Ascomycota; Eurotiomycetes; Eurotiales; Aspergillaceae. The coding region runs from base 1 to 1251 and encodes 416 amino acids. The transcript has 4 exons.